AUGUGUUGGACACAGAGACCGGGGCAGAAGUCCAGACUUUGGACGUCAGCAGAUUUGGUUUUCUUGACAACCUUGAGUUCGACCUUAAAACUUAGAAGAUGUAUGGCCAGUACUGGGAUGGGGAAAAGGAGCACUUCGUGGAAGUGGAUUAAUUAUGAGCGAAACACUACGCGAAGCAUUGCCACCAUCAAUCUUCGAUACAAGCUGUCCGGGACUCGUGCAAUUGACUACAUCGCAGGCCGCUUCUACCUUGUCGCUGACAAUCAGCAGCUUGUUGGCCUAAGCCUUGAAACAGGGGAGGAGGUUACUCGGAACACUUUGUCACGGUUUAUCGGAAAUGGUGGGAUCUUCUUCGACGGGGCGACUCAAAAGCUACGUGCCCUCUGCAGAGCGUUCGAUGAUUCCUUCGACUUCGCUCUCUGCAUCGUUGACCCCAGCACUGGAGAAGUAUCAGCGACUUCUGAUGAUGCCGAGCGGAUUCCUUGUAUUGUCUUUUCCGGCAAUGCCUACGACUCUGCAAACCAGGUUUAUUUCUUUGAAGAGCCAGCCGGGCUUGUCGCGUUCAACGCAAACACUGGGAAGCGAAUUGCAGGACCAUUUACGUCCGCAAACACAGCGUCGCUAACUGUAGUCCCCAGGUGCGAGUGCUGUGUUGUUGCGGACAGGGACAAUAGUUCCAACACUGUCGCGGACCUGGCCAAUGGCUCAAACACUGGGCGGCAGCUUCAGUACAACACUGGCAGGUUCGCUGCAUGUAAUGCCAAAGUCUCAGGGACGAGCCGUCCUGAGCCGCAGAAGCUCGGCGCCCUUGCCGUGCUUACCACAUUGGCACAAAUGGCACUACUUGACCUAUGCUAG
Molecule: messenger RNA, 858 nt
Organism: Symbiodinium necroappetens
Lineage: Eukaryota; Dinophyceae; Suessiales; Symbiodiniaceae
Source: the annotation of a GenBank genome assembly